This is a messenger RNA of Seriola aureovittata, 2514 nucleotides long. It is a transcript of the gene buc, whose product is annotated as bucky ball. The transcript is spliced from 7 exons. NCBI's taxonomy places the organism in Eukaryota, Metazoa, Chordata, Actinopteri, Carangiformes, Carangidae. The coding region runs from base 377 to 2218 and encodes 613 amino acids. The record is from RefSeq and is a predicted model, not a curated record.
UUCUGUAUUUGUUGAUUUCACUUUGGUAGAGUUUUAUUUUCUGAGAGUUGCACACGGCUUUGUUGGAAAACCUAGGCUACAUUUUAUCCUGGUUAAUCUGACACUGCUCAAACUCAUUGUGUUUACAGUCCCGAGCAGAGCCGCAGGUGUUUCCUAUUUGACUGAUUAGCGGAGAUGUUUCAGCUUUUGUGAGUCGGGCGUCUUGUGGACCUGAGAGAGACGCCGUUCUGCUUAUAUUUGUUUAAAGAAAAAUUGACUGUAAAAAAACAAACUUGCCUUUAAUUUUCAGGAGCUGGGGGAUGUUUAUUAUUGUUGUUUUUGUCAUCCCCUUGAAGUGUUUUAUUCUGACAGGUUGAGCAAGAACGCGAAUGUGAAAAUGGACGAUGGAGGCAAACAGCCACAUACAUUUGGGGGUGGACAACAGAGACCUCACCAUCCCAGACCUUUUUUCUAUGUCCAGCCACCAUCUCAACCUUAUUACCUCUACCAGCACUGGCAGAUGAACAACCCAUACAGUCACUAUGGUUUGCCUGGAGGUUUUAACUUUAGCCGUCCCUGCAUGCACCCUUACCAGUACAUGCAGUAUCCUGGCUUUGUUUUCCCACAUGCUCCAAUAUAUCCAGUGGAUUACAGGCGAAUGUUUGAACCUCGGUUCCAUGCUCCUACCUGGGGUGACAUGCCUCGCCAGCAACAUCACCCGCAGCCUCAUCGGUCUCGAGAAAUGGCCUGCUCAGAGGCUCAAACAGAUCCCAGCGAUGCCAUAACCAAGCUCAUCGAAUGCCUGGAUAAAAUUCGUGCCAACGAGCUGCAGGGUGCUGAGAGAGAGCUCGACUCUGGUGUCGCCUCCCAGUCCUCAGGGAUGUUUUCUCCUGGAGAAGAGAAGAAAAGUGAAGAGCAGGGUCACAUCCUACCCUCAGUGCCUGACGACAGUCCUGCUGUGACCUUCAGUGACUCCACAACAGCGGUGUAUGACGGUGAGUCCAGCCAAAGAAGCUUAGACGCACUGAGCCCUCAGGGAUGCUGGUCAGCGGGCUUGGAAGAGGAGUUGCCCCUCGAUAGCUCCUCUGUUCAUGAAGAGUGUCCUGAGCUUGAGCAGCCAACAGGAGAACACUCUCUUCCUCUUAAGAAAGAAGAGGUCACAGAUAUCCAGUCAGAUAUCUUAGUGACCAAUCCAAGUGUUCCCAAAUACGAUGCUGUAGAGCUCCUGAAGUCACCGACACCGUCCUUUUCCUCCGCUCAGCCUGUGCUUAAGGAAGCUAAGAGCAGAGACAAAGACUCAAAGACAGAUCACCAGACAGGAUCCUUUGAUGAAGCCAAAUCCAAUCCAAGCUACCAGAUCCUCAAGCUGCCUUUUGAGAAUGUUUUGACCCCUGGAGCUGCAGGAGCUGGUCGUCUCUCAUCCCCCACAACCUCCUACUACUACAACUACCUCCCCAUGCAGUCCACCCAUGAGCGGAUGAGUGUUCUCAGUCCAUCUCUUGAUGAGCUUUCCUCCAGAGAUGAGAUGUUCUCCACAGACCUGGAAGAUGCGGACCUUUUUCCCAACAAACAUGUGUAUACCGGCAGGAGGCUGCCAGAGGUCGUUGGUGCUUCUCCUCAAGCCGCUGAAGAAAUAGAGGAAGUGUGGCUGCCAGGUUCAAAGAGGUUUGUGUGCGCUUGCUGUGGGAAAAGCUUGGCAAAAGGUGCAGGUAGGAGCAAAGUCCACAGCUCCAAGAUGUACCGAGAUGAAGCCGGAGACUCUGAGGAGGAAAGCAGGUAUGGAAGAGGGUGUGAGCAGCCGGUCAGAGUGGUUGUGAAGAAGCAUUCUGCACCCAGGAAGCUGCAUUCUCUCCCAUCGAGACAUUCAGCAAAAUUCAGGUAUAAAAGAGGCCAAUACAAGGAUCCCUCGGAUCCAUUCGACCAGGAGGAGGGUCGUGAUCUUUGUAAGCAGGAUCCAGCUGAUGGUGAGAUGGAAGAGAUGACUAGCAGCGAGCUGCAGUGCGGAACAUGCCAGGACAGACUCUGCAGAGAUGAUCUGACCACCACAGACCAAGGCAGGUGGGGAGACGGUGACGUGAUUCCCAGGAGGAGACAAGCAACCCCUCUGCAACGACAUGAGAUGAGUACUCAAAGGAAGGUGAUGUACCACAGGCCGAGAGAUGAGGACAAUGAUGACGAUGAGCCACCACCAUUACACUGGGAGAGAGACUCUACCAUGAGAGGAGACCCAAGAUGUUAAUGUCCCUUGACUGACUUUUGAACAAAGUGUGUUGAACUGUCCCCCCUAAAAGGUGUAAAAUGUUUCAGGAUAAUGUGUUUGAAAAUACUUAGAGCACCAGGUGAAAUGCACUGCACAGGACGCCUCUUUUUGUUUGAUAAAAGUAAGGAAAAAAAAAAGAAAAUGUAUAAAGUUUCUGCAGUGACACUGCCUUGCACUAUUCAUGAUUGGUGGAUUUCACAAACAGGUAAAUGGGCUGCAAGGUUGUGUUGCAGAUGAUGGUGUGCCACUGUUUGGGGCCAGUCCAAUAAAAUAAU